AGGAGACUCUGCAGAUUCGCCGUCGAGCGGAACAGAAAAGCGUUACGCCGAUCUCCUCCUCCUCCUCCUCCUCCUCCUUCCCCCUUUCAAGCGUCUGUGCGUUUUGCAUGAUCUUCCUGAGUACGCCCCUUUCGAGAGCAGAAGUUGUGGAGUAAGGCGCGCUCUGUCAUCUCCAAAUAGCAGAGAAUGGAGAAGCCUCUCUUGGGCAGCAGCCAUGGCGACGUUGGCCUGUGGGUCAGGUCUCUCAUAGAGAGCAGGAAACUUUGGCACAUCGCUGGCCCUGCCAUCUUCACCGCCAUAUGCAACUACUCGCUGGGCGCCCUCACCCAGACCUUCACCGGCCAGGUCGGGAAGCUCGAGCUCGCUGCCGUGUCCAUGGAGAACUCCGUCAUUGCCGGCUGGGUAUACGGCUUCUUGUUGGGAAUGGGGAGUGCCUUGGAGACGCUGUGUGGGCAGGCCUUUGGUGCUGGGAAGCUGAAUAUGCUGGGAGUUUACAUGCAGAGGUCAUGGCUCAUUCUCUUCUGCACGGCCUUGCUAUUGACUCCCGUCUACGUCUUCUCCGACCACCUUCUAAAGCUUAUUGGGGUUCAGGACGACAUCUCUGAUCUCGCAGGGAAAUUUGCAAUUUGGAUGUUACCUCAGCUGUUUGCCUAUGCUGCAAAUUUUCCAAUCCAAAAAUUCCUCCAAGCCCAGCAGAAGGUCAUGGCCAUGGCUUGGGUGGCUGCGGUUGUUCUUGUUAUUCAUGCAUUCUUGAGCUGGCUCACGAUCAUCAAACUCGGCUGGGGCCUAGUGGGUGCAGCAGUAACACUCAACCUGUCUUGGUGGCUGGUUGUUUUUGGGGAGUUCGGCUACAUAGUGGUCUGCUGCACUGACACUUGGACUGGCUUCUCAUGGUUGGCUUUCAAGGAUCUGUGGGGAUUUGUUAAGCUCUCUUUCGCUUCAGCAGUCAUGCUAUGCUUGGAGUUUUGGUAUCUCAUGGUGCUCAUCGUGAUCGUUAGUUACUUACCAGACCCGCUUGUACCUGUGGAUGCUGCCUCCAUAUGCAUGAACCUCAAUGGCUGGGAUGCAAUGAUUGCGAUUGGAUUCAAUGCUGCAAUCAGUGUGAGAGUGUCAAACGAACUGGGAGCAGGAGAUUCAAAUGCAGCAAAAUUUGCAGUCUGGGUAGUCUCCGUGACCUCUGUGGCAAUUGGGGUUGUCGCCAUGAUCAUUGUUUUUGCUACCCAAGAUGUCUUCCCUGUCCUCUUUUCAAAUAGCCCUGCUGUCCAGAAAGAAGUAACCAGACUCGCUGGCUUGCUUGGGAUCACUGUGGCACUUAACAGUCUACAGCCAGUUUUAUCAGGUGUAGCUGUUGGAGCUGGAUGGCAGGCCGUGAUUGCUUACAUAAACAUUGGAUGCUACUACAUUGUAGGAUUGCCUACAGGCAUACUUCUAGGAUUCACUCUCAAGUUUGGUCUGGAGGGUAUCUGGGGAGGGAUGAUUAGUGGCAUAGCUUUGCAGACACUAAUUUUGAUUGUCGUUACUGCCUCCACUGAUUGGGAGAAAGAAGCAUCACAAGCAGAGAGCCGUGUGAGGAAGUGGGGUGGAUCUCUGGAAAACGGAAAUUCCUCUUCACAAAAGAACCAUGUUACAAUUGCCUGACCACCCAUGCCACGGUAGCUAUUUGGUUUUCUCCACCAGCACCUCAGUUUUGGAGCACCUUAGAUUCUUCCAUGAGGGCAGAAAUUGUCCCAUCCUUCUUGAAUUAUUCUUCCAAUAUUCUCUUUAUUGCUUAGCAAGAUGUAAAGGCUAGGGCUUUCUUGCUAAUGCAUCAAAGAGCACUCUGAUUAAGCCAAAAUCCGUGGAGAGCAGUUGGUUGUUAACUAAAAUUUUGUAUUUGUGGGCAGAAAGAAAUUUUAGAUGAAAGUUUUGCCUUUUCUAUGAAGGUUAAGAUCUUUUUUUUGAAGGCAAAAUGAGUUUCUUUUGGUAAAGCUUCUGUCUGAACUUUUGUCACACUCAAAUAAUAAAGUAAGAUGCGUUGAACCAUUGUUUUAGGUGAAAAUUAUGAAAAGGCGGAACUUCUGCCUUCAAUAUCUCAAAAUCUCAUAGGGAAUACAAAGAACGACUAUAUUUCAGGCUUUUCCAAAUAAGAUGCCUUAUUCUUCAUCUUCAUAAGCUCAUAGCAAAGUUGGGGCUAGGAGAUGGACCAUCAUUACUGAAAUCUUGAUUUUCUCAUGACACAAACUAAAGCGUGUUUCGUUAAGGAGAAAAUUUUCACUUGAACAAAUAAAUACAUGGCCGUAAGUAACCAAAGAAUACAAACAGGGGCAUGAGAGUGAUCGGAUGAACAACUAAUCAUCCCAACUUCCUCUCAACUGGUGUCAUGUUACAAACAAGGAAGUUCAAAAUCCUAGAUCUAGGCAAACAAGUUCCAAAUUCUGCCUACGCUGUAAAAGGAAGGAAAACUAGGUCUUCAAUUUUAUAUUUUACGAGAAAUUACCAAUGGAAGAAAAAUUAAGACAAAAAACCAGAGAUUGAACAUCAGGAACCAUAUCCAAAUGCCACGCAAUAUUUACAUUUAUUGUGCAGCGCGCAUCUGCUAGAUGAUGAACAGAACCACCAUAGACGGUGAGCAGAUGGAAAGAGAAGGUUGCGGAAGGUACCAAAUUG
Messenger RNA from Nymphaea colorata (pocket water lily), 2646 nucleotides. RefSeq names its product protein DETOXIFICATION 33-like. NCBI's taxonomy places the organism in Eukaryota, Viridiplantae, Streptophyta, Magnoliopsida, Nymphaeales, Nymphaeaceae. Bases 187 to 1638 code for a protein of 483 amino acids. Gene Ontology annotation, cellular component: membrane. Gene Ontology annotation, molecular function: xenobiotic transmembrane transporter activity; antiporter activity. The transcript is spliced from 10 exons. Gene Ontology annotation, biological process: xenobiotic detoxification by transmembrane export across the plasma membrane. The record is from RefSeq and is a predicted model, not a curated record.